UAUUAUUGUUGUAAAGCGCAACGUUGAGGAAGGACUAGUGGGUUCAUACAUGUAAAUGCUGUUGCUAAUUAGGCCUAGUAAAAACGAAGUUAAAUUUUGGUGUCAUUAUCCUGAUUCAAGGCUAGGUCUGGAUCAUGGAAGAGGCAACGGUUGAGAGUUUGGCAGAAGUAUUUAGAUGUUUCAUCUGUAUGGAAAAGCUUCGAGAUGCUCGCCUCUGUCCCCACUGCUCUAAACUCUGCUGCUUCCCCUGCAUAAGAAGAUGGCUUACCGAACAGCGAUACCAAUGUCCCCAUUGCCGAGCCCCAUUACAGCUUCAUGAGCUUGUGAACUGUCGAUGGGCUGAGGAGGUAACAAAUCAACUAGACACACUACAACUAUGCACCCCACACUCAAGAUCAGACGAACAAGAAAGAGAUAAAUGUGAAGCCCACAACGAGAAAUUAAGUGUGUACUGCUGGACCUGUCACAAGUGCAUAUGUCACCAAUGUGCUCUAUGGGGUGGGACGCAACACACAGGUCACACAUUCAAACCGCUAGAUGAGGUUUAUGAUCAGCAUGUCUCUCAAAUCACAGAGGAGGUUGCAGCAUUAAGAAGACGUCUUAUGGAGCUGAUCAGUCUCGUCCAGGAAAUUGAACGAAACGUUGAAAGUGUCCGCACUGCGAAGGAUGAACGUGUCCGUGAAAUUCGUAAUGCUGUCGAAAUGAUGAUAGCAAGACUGGAAUCACAACUGAAAAUAAAACUACUGACUUUAAUGGGUCAGAAAAAUUCACUUACGCAGGAGACAGAACUGUUAGAGUCUCUGCUGCAGGAGGUGGAACAUCAGUUGCGAUCUUGCACUAAGAGCGAAUUAAUUGCCAAGAGUGGUGAGCUUUUACAGAUGUUUACCCAGGUACAUCGUAAGCCAAUGGCGUCCUUUGUUACUGCACCUGUCCCUGCUGAUUUCAUGAGUGAAUUGGUACCUGCUUAUGAUAGCAGUAGAUUUGUCCUUAAUGCUUUUGCAGCUUUGCAGCAUAAGGCAGAUCCAGUGUAUAGUCCUCCACUGAUCACUUCUGGCCAGAACUGGAGACUAAAAGUGUAUCCAGAUGGAAAUGGUGUUGUCAGAGGCAAUUACCUAUCAGUAUUUUUAGAGCUAUCUUCUGGUCUUCCAGACACAUCCAAGUAUGAGUACAGAGUGGAAAUGAUUCAUCAGGCAACCCAUGACAGCAGCAAGAAUAUUGUGAGAGAGUUUGCCUCUGAUUUUGAAGUUGGGGAAUGCUGGGGUUACAAUCGUUUCUUCAGACUCGACUUGCUGGCUAGUGAAGGAUACUUGAAGAAUAACACGUUAAUUCUGCAGUUUCAGGUAAGAGCACCAACCUUUUAUCAGAAAUGUCGAGACCAGCAGUGGCACAUUAGUCGGCUAGAGGCAGCACAACAGCUUUAUGUCGCCCAAGUGAAUGACCUCAAAGAGAGACUUGCCAUUGAAUUGUCCAGACAUCAAUUAACUAUUGGAAAAUCACUAGACAGAACUACCGGUACUAGAUUACUCAUUGAUACUGACGCUGAAGUUAGUAUUAUUCCACCAACUACCAACGAUGAGCGCAACAGUGAAAAUGAUCAAGGAGAGAGGCACCCAGAACAGCCAUUAGACAAAUUCAAUUCAGCUCAUGCAGCUGUUGCUGUAGCAACUGAUAGAGAGUCGUCCAGCAGAAGGAACCUUCAAAAUGUGUCGGAGCAGAAUGGAGAUGCACAGUUGUGUGAGUGUGGGAUCAGCAUUUGUGGGUCUUCAUCAGAAUCCUUGGAUGAGGUUUCCAAGUCUGAUGCUGAAAAUAGUUUAGAGGAAAAUGAUAUUGAUGAAGAGAACAUGUCCUCAGAAAAUGAUGUGGACCACAGCAGAUUUUUGAACACCAGAAGCAAUGAAGAAUACCUUGUGGAAAGGGGAGCCGAGGGCCGCCUUUAUGGAAGUUGUGAUAGCACUGGUGGUGAUACUGCCCUUGGAAACCUUGAGGGGCAGCAAGGGGAAGAGAUGUUACAGACUUUGAAGAAUGAAGAGGCCAUGCUUUUACAAUUGCUGGACUUAAAGGACAGACCUACUGGUGCAGGUAAUAGCUCAUUGAGGUUUCUGCCAAGGCCACCAUAUAAGAUUCACCAUGGUAUCCUUCUUGCUACUGCUGGAGUGAAAGCUAGAGACAAAUCUGUUCUCCAUCUUAGUUCCAAGCAUUGGAAUUUAACACAACUGCAGUUACCAGAAGCACAGGUACCAACAAUAAAGGAAGCUGCUGUACAACAAAGCAAGGAAAUUAACAGAUGUUCAUCAGCACAGACAUGAGGGUGGACAUGUUGGAUGUCCCUGGUAUGGUGGUGCAAUUGAAGCAGGACUGAUCCUGAGAAGGAUGAGAACAGCUUCAUCAAACUACUCGUAGCAAGACUGCAACCAUCAGGAAGUGAUAUUUACUUGCUUCCUUCACGCUGUGAAGCAAGUGAAAGCCACAGAUGUUCUUCAUGUUAGAAUUCAAUGUCACUGCAGUUACAUAUCGAUCAAAUGCACGGCUUCCCACGAUAAAGGAAGCUGCAGUACAACAAAGCAAGGAAAUUAACUGAUGACACAGAAGAAUGUCUACCAGCACAUACGUGAAUGAAGUCUUUCGACAUGUAGAUGUUAUCGAUGGCAAUGCAAUUUGUAUCAAGAACGUUCUACAGAAGGAUUUUAUCAAAAUAAAAUUAUUUAAAAAAAAAAACCAAUAGGACAUGAGAUAUAUAAAUGUAUGUGUACAUGUCCCCGGCAUAUUUUUUUCCAAGAUUUUUGCAGAAAUUGUGAGCACAGGUUUCAGAGCAUUAUGCAAGGUUUUCAGUGGUCACUAGUGUCAGAUAUUUUGAAAGUGUUCCCAUGUUUUCUUAAGUAUAUACUACAUAAAAAAACCUUUACCGGUAUUUAUAUAAUAUACAAUAGUGAAAUACCCUAAUGCAGUUUUUCUCUUUUCUUUUAUAAAUACUAAGGACACUUUAACAUAUUCUUUAACUCUGAUAAUCCUUAAACUUCAGGACCAGUUUCAGUGUUUUGGGUGUAGUUCUUAGCACACACUUAAAUUCCUCAAUCAGAGUUUGUACUGCUGUGCACUCGCAGAUACAGUUGUUCAGAGUAGUCAUUUGUCCAAUUACUGUUGAUAGGAAAUAAGAUGUACUUUUGAAAGAAUUGUGUGAAAUUGA
Molecule: messenger RNA, 3184 nt
Organism: Acanthaster planci (crown-of-thorns starfish)
Lineage: Eukaryota; Metazoa; Echinodermata; Asteroidea; Valvatida; Acanthasteridae
Gene: trim37
Product: tripartite motif containing 37
Biological process (GO): aggresome assembly; protein autoubiquitination; protein monoubiquitination
Cellular component (GO): peroxisomal membrane; aggresome
Molecular function (GO): ubiquitin protein ligase activity; zinc ion binding; tumor necrosis factor receptor binding
Source: RefSeq, a predicted model, not a curated record